AUGGACUACAAAGCUGAUGAGAAGGUCGCUGUUGACCAUGGUGAUGAGGUUCAUGAAGCUCAUGUCGCGGUGCAGCUUGCGCAUGAUGUUGAGAAUCAGAAGUUGUCGCCAUGGACGCCUCGUAUGUUCAGGUUGUACUUCAUUCUGGCUUGCGCAUACCUCUGCGGUUGCUUGAACGGAUAUGAUGGCAGUCUUCUCGGUGGUAUCAACGGCAUGAAGGCAUACCAGCGCUACUUCAACAUGUCUUCCGAGGGUUCUUCGACCGGUAUCGUCUUUGCCAUGUACAACAUCGGUUCCAUCGCCGCCGUAUUCUUCACCGCCCCCGUAAACGAUUUCUUCGGCCGACGAUGGGGCAUGUUCACCGGCGCCGUCGUAGUCAUCAUCGGAACAUGUGUCCAAGCUACAUCCACCGGACGAGGCCAAUUCCUCGGCGGUCGUUUUAUCCUGGGCUUCGGCGUCAGCUUCUGCUGUGUCUCUGCCCCUUGCUACGUUAGCGAGAUGGCGCACCCCAACUGGCGAGGCACCAUCACCGGUCUAUACAACUGUACCUGGUACAUCGGUAGCAUCAUCGCUAGUUGGGUCGUCUACGGCUCCAGUUACAUCGAUGGCGAGAUUGCCUGGAGACUUCCCAUUUGGUGCCAGAUGAUCACCUCUGGUAUCGUUGCUCUUGGUGUUCUGUGGCUGCCUGAGUCUCCACGCUGGCUCAUUGCGCAGGACAGAGUUGAGGAUGCUGUCAAGGUUCUUGCUACAUACCAUGGUGAGGGUGACGAGAAUCAUCCCAUGGUUGUGCUGCAGAUCAAGGAAAUGACGAACCAGAUCGCUGCUGAUGCUACUGAUAAGUCUUGGUGGGACUACCGUGGACUCUGGAACACCCAUAGUGCGCGACGCCGACUUAUUGGAGUCUUGGGUAUGGCUGUCUUUGGACAAGUCAGUGGAAACAGUUUGAGCUCUUAUUAUCUUCCCGUCAUGCUGAAGCAAGCCGGCAUCACUGACGAAAAGAAGGUGUUGGCUCUUAAUGGCGUCAACCCUGUGCUCUGCUUCUUCGGCGCCAUUCUCGGAGCUCGUCUCACUGACGUUAUUGGUCGUCGCCCUCUUCUGAUUUACUCCAUCAUCUUCUGCUCCUGCUGUUUCGCCGUCAUCACCGGCACCAGCAAGCUCUCCCUCGACCAGCCUGACAACGCAUCCGCUGCCAACGCCACUGUCGCCAUGAUCUUCAUCUUUGGUAUCGUCUUCUCUUUCGGCUGGACUCCUCUCCAGUCAGCAUACAUCGCUGAAUGCUUGUCCACCGACAUCCGAGCCAAGGGCACUGCCGUCGGUAACCUUGCUAGUUCAAUUGCGUCGACCAUUAUCCAGUACAGCAGUGGUCCCGCUUUCGAGGACAUCGGUUACUACUUCUACCUCGUGUUUGUCUUUUGGGAUUUAUUUGAAGCUGUCUUUAUUUACUUCUUCUUCCCCGAGACCAAGGAUCGUACUCUCGAGGAAUUGUCGGAGGUGUUUGAGGCACCCAACCCUGUUAAGAAGAGUCUUCAGAAGAGGGAUGCGCAGACUGUUAUGAACACUCUGAAUGUGACGGGAGAUGCGAAGCUUGCGGGAGAGUAUUUCCAAGGUCUCAUGCCCAUCAAGCUUUUGCACCAACCUCGCUCGCAGACCAAGGAAGUGUCCAAUCGGACAAGGUCACAAAAGCUGGGUGCGAUGCUUGUCGUACCCGCAAGACAAGGUUGGGUGAUCUACCAGAAACUUGACAGCUUGGCUGAUAGCGAUAGAUGCGAUGGGAACAAUCCUUGCGCGACUUGUGCGUCGAUCGGCCAUGAUUGUACCUACGGAUCUGAAGCCAACUCGAGGAGCAAGAACGAUCUCAUCCUAGAAAGUGUUCUUCGUGUCGAGAAGACCCUACACGAGUUAAGAUCUGCCAUCCCGAACGGUGUUCAACUCGCCAACUCACCUCAAACAAAUCGCACCAACUCAUUCUCGGGCUCGUCACCGGAUCUGAAUCUUCGUCGGCAGAGUCAUGCGAUUCAAACACCGACCAGUCAGGACCAACGCGAGAAUGUCAACAACCUCGAGAAUGCGGUCUUGGACUCUAUGCAUACCUCGACAACUGAGUCGAUACUCCAAUGGCCUCACUUUGACGUCUUUCCGCUGCUCCGACAUGAUGGAGACUCGAUCUUCUAUCUUGAACAAGCACGACCACCGCUAGUAGUGGCAUCGAAUCCCAUGUACCCAUACGUCGACGCGGAAGAUAUAACCUCCAUGCUCGAGGCAUUCGAACGAAACAUCAAUUUCUGGUACCCUUCCAUGUCACAAGAACAACUCGGCAAUAUACGUGCGACACUUCAAACCGGAAUGCCCUCGGAGGAUACAGUUCACUCUUGUCUUUGUUUACUCACCUUGGGCUUAGGAUGUGCAAGUCAAGCUGCUGAAGACCUUCGUUUUACAGCUGAGCCUGAUGCAGCAGAGAAAGAUAGAAGACUCCGGAAGCGGAAGCUUGGUGACAUCUACUUCCAACUGGCCCUGAAGAAGCUUCAUGUCGCACAUCUGCAAGUAGACUCUCAAAGCACCCAAUUCCGGCCACUCCAGGCUUGGGAAUACCUCAGUGCUACUGCGACGAGAUGCAUGUUACUUCUAUCCUAUCCACCGAACACGCAUGACGACGAGGCGGAAGAACGCAUCAGAAGGAUAUUCUGGUCUUGCUACAUUCUAGAAAGUGACUACAUGGCUGAGCUCUCAGCAUGUCCCCCUUCAGGAAUCGCUCGCGUCGAAUCUUCCAUCCCUCUACCAAGCACAUAUCACACGCACCCAUCCGAAAUCGUAGAAGAGGAAUCAUCUCUCUACUUCUUGGCCUGUAUCAGUAUGCGACGCCUCCUCAACAGAGUCCAUCAACUACUCUACGCAAAAGAUACAGGCGCCGCUUUCGAUCACACUCGCUUUCCACGCAUUGUCGCUGAACUCCAGCGGCAACUCGACGAUUGGCGCGAAGUUUUGCCAGCUUCGUUUUCCUUCAGCAUUGAUACAGAGGAGGCAGCAACAGCGGCUGGCGGCUUUCUUCGACAACGAUAUCUCACCUAUCUCAGAGGGUUCCCGCAGACAGUUCUGAUUGAUACCUGGAUAUGCUCCCUGUCUAUGUCUGGGGCAAUGCUCAUAAUCCUUGCGGCAUCACACGUGCCCGCUCUGAAAGAGUUCAUUGGUUCACGAGCGACACUUGUAGGGAGUCAUCUUGAGAAGCUGUUCCGAAACUGGCGAGAGGUAUCAUUUGGUGGAGACUCGCCGAGUGUUGAUCGAAGCAUGUGGCUCAUACAACAAGCGGAUAGUUAUAUAAGGGAUUGCUAUUGA
Fusarium tjaetaba is the source of this 3330-nucleotide messenger RNA. RefSeq names its product sugar transporter (hexose transporter). The coding region runs from base 1 to 3330 and encodes 1109 amino acids. The record is from RefSeq and is a predicted model, not a curated record. Lineage: Eukaryota; Fungi; Ascomycota; Sordariomycetes; Hypocreales; Nectriaceae. The transcript has 12 exons. Gene Ontology annotation, cellular component: membrane. Gene Ontology annotation, biological process: DNA-templated transcription; transmembrane transport; regulation of DNA-templated transcription. Gene Ontology annotation, molecular function: DNA-binding transcription factor activity, RNA polymerase II-specific; carbohydrate:proton symporter activity; zinc ion binding.